GAUAUGUCAGGCUAGUAUUAGCAGCAAUCAACUUUUUCAGCUGAACUGUACAUUCGUGAGUGUUGAGAAUUUAUUAUGAUUUCUAAAAAUGGUGAAAAUGGAUGGUACAAAUUAUCAGAAGAUAGCGGACUUAUUACAGGCCAAAAACAGAAUACUGCGACGGGCAUCAACUUCCGGGUGUACUGCAGCCACUUCCUGUCAACAUGGGGGGAUCAGAUGUGGUGUUUUGGCGUCGGGCUGUUCCUCAUAGAGCUGUCACCGACGUCGCUUCUCCUCACUGCAGUCAAUGGCCUGGCUACAGGGAUGACCAUUCUCCUGGCAGGGGCUCUCAUAGGCACCUGGGUGGACAGAACUCACAGAUUAACGGCAGCGCAGGUUUCCUUGGCCUUACAGAACACGUUUGUGGCACUUUGCGCAUGCGCGUUGUGUAUACAUCUUUCGUUUCGGGACCCUAUUGUUUCUUUGUGGAACGGCUGGUUGCUGAUGCUGUCCUAUGCCUCCAUCAUCAUCUUUGCUAUAUUUGCUGAUAUGAGCAGUGCUGCUCGGAUCCUCAUCAUUGAAAGGGACUGGGUUGUAGAGAUAUGCGGAGAAGACAACAAUAGACUUGCAGAUAUGACAGCUACGCUGAGGAGGAUGGACCUGGCCGCGCAGAUCCUCGCCCCUAUUGCUUCUGGGGAGAUUGUGUACUUCUUCAAAGUCAGGAACGGGGCUUUAAUCAUGGCGGCCUGGAACGUAGUGUCCAUGUUCGUGGAGUACUACCUGCUAAGGAAAGUCUACAAUCAAGUUUCAGCUUUACAGAAGGAGAAAUACUGGCAAAAAGUUGAUGCAACUGACAAAUCGGAUCACAAACCAUCACUGGAUGCGCUCAAGACAGGAGAGAAAUUCAAAACAUAUGCUGGGAAGAACAGCGAGUUCAUAGCACUGAGAGAAUCGGGAUUCCCCAAAACUGCUACGCCCACUGAAGCAAAGGAAAAUGGUCAUGUGACGAUCAACGAAACCAAGAACAACUCAAGGCAAGAAACCAGCUGUGGGUGCAUCCGAACCUUGUGCUCUCCCCUUAUCCUCAUCUACACUGGAUGGAAGACGUUCAUGCAGUAUAACGUUGCUAACGCCGGCCUUGGACUUGCGAUGAUGUACCUGACGGUCUUAGGGUUUGAUAGCGUCACCAGUGGCUAUGCGUUUACCCAAGGAAUAUCUGAAGGACUGCUUGGUCUUGCUAUGGGAUCGGGCGCAGCCAUCGGGAUUGUUGGGACUUUGGUGUAUCCAGUUUUGAGACAUCGCAUUGGGCUAGAGAGAACCGGUCUGGUUGCCAUGACAGUACAGAUUGCUUGUCUGUUUUUGUGUGUUGUGUCUGUCUGGUUACCUGGCAGUCCAUUUGACCCCAUCUUCUUCUUACACCAUGAUUCCCCCUCCAAUGUGACCGAUGACAACUGUACAUCGCCAACACACUUAACAUCGAGAAAUGUUUCCGGAUUUUCUUAUGAGACAGGCGACAACUGUACCUCGUUGACCAACAUGACGGUGUCAGGAUCCUCGGGUGCUAUGACAACGACCACCCCAUUGGUUUUGAAGUCUUACGUUUCCAUAACUCUUCUGAUAACGGGGAUUAUCACAGCUAGAUUUGGAUUGUGGAUUGCUGACCUGGCAAUUACUCAACUGUUUCUUGAACACGUGGCAGAGAGUGAACGCGGCGUCGUCAAUGGAGUUCAAACUUCGCUGAACAGGAUGAUGGACAUGUUGAAAUUUGCUUUGGUGGUGGCCCUGCCAAAGACGGAUGAGUUCGGUUACCUGGUGAUGAUAUCGUUUGUAUGCAUAUGUAUAGGGGACGUGUUGUAUAUGACCUAUACAAGGUCAGCCAGAGGUCAUCUGCUUCCUUGCCAUUCUCAGUGUGGAAGGUCUGAAGAAUGAGGUCAAGGAACUGGACUGGUCACAUGCUUCAGAAUCAAGCACAUGAACAUUGGAAGGUUGCUCCCGUAUGUUUUUCAAUUCUUGAAAUAUUUUAGAAUAAUGUUUUUGAUUAGGUCAGGUUGCAAACUGUUUCUGAAAACACGUCUUGUUGUUUACAACUGAGACGGCAAUAUUCCAGCAAGUGACGUGGUCUGUUAAGUUACUGAUAAGACAAACCAGUUAUUGACAGUACGUCCAAUGUCCCAAGCCGUCAGGAUACGAUGACACAAAAUCCACCAAGUCAUCGUUCCUUACCACCCGAUCCAUUUAGCUCGAUGACAAAUGUUUGCAGGAGAAUUACUGUUUUGUUGUGGAUUAAUAAAAAACCUUUUGAUGUAUGUCGACGUUCCGGUUUAUGUAUUAUUACACAUCUAGUGUUGAAGGAGUGUUGGACAAACGGCGGAUGUGUUAAUGUGUGCGUGAAUGGGAAUAAUUGGACAGUUUCUGAAAUAUCCGAUGGUACCAGGAACUUAGAUUGUAAGUUAGAAAUCACAACAUGAGUGAGUAUGAUUAUGAGCCACAUUAAGACAUCCGUCGACAGCGGCGCUUGCGUUGGUGCCAUACCUUCAACCUUGGAAUUUGAGAAACCGGAGACGAGUAUUAUUUAGCAAUGAAUCACGAUUUCUUAUUCAUCGGUGAGAUGGAAGACAACGUGUUUAGCGUCGUCGAAAUGAGCUUUUUGCCCAACAUUGUGUACGUGAAUUCGACAAAUUCGGUGGCGGUAGUGUCGUGGUGAGGGCCACAUCCUACACAAGGAGAUCUGACUUGGUUGUGGUUUAGGGACAUUUGACAGCAAAUGGCUACAUGAAUCAAAUUCUUCAACCUCACCUUCUUCCAAUCAUUGACUGCGAGAGGGAGCUGUUUCAACAGGACAACACUCCACCGCACACAGCUCGUGUCACGGUAUACUACCUACAUGAUGCCUACAUCAACGUCCUGCCCUGGCCGUCGAGAUCUCAAUCCAAUCGAACCCAUCUGGGAUGAAU
Haliotis rufescens (red abalone) is the source of this 2933-nucleotide messenger RNA. RefSeq names its product solute carrier family 40 member 1-like. Gene Ontology annotation, molecular function: iron ion transmembrane transporter activity. The record is from RefSeq and is a predicted model, not a curated record. Gene Ontology annotation, biological process: iron ion transmembrane transport. Lineage: Eukaryota; Metazoa; Mollusca; Gastropoda; Lepetellida; Haliotidae. Gene Ontology annotation, cellular component: membrane. The transcript has 7 exons. The coding region runs from base 76 to 1908 and encodes 610 amino acids.